GGGUACCUCUGGGGUUGGCAUGCUCUUGCUAUCGCCUAUUGGGUCAAAGUAAAACUUGUCGUAGUGGGCUUCUUCGUCGGCAGCGCAGUAUUCGUCGCCCUACGGUAUGUCUGGCCAAAUAAAUGUUCUACUGGGAUUGUACACGACUCACCCACUAUUGUGUACGACCGCCCGCCUCCAUCAUUUGCUCACGAUCAUGUACCAUAUUCUCUCGACCAUUCGCCCCACUUCGAUCAUUCCUUUAGUAGUUCAGAUUCAGUUGACCCUUACUCUGGCUACGCCGGUUCGUAUUCAGAAGAUAUAACUGCUACUGCAGAAGUGGUACCGUCAACAGGGCCAGCUACACAUCGACUUGGGCGACGAAGUGUGCGUCAACAGAUAAAUACGUCACAGCAUCGGCAACAAACAGAGCGACCAAUGAAAAUGGAGGAAAGGAUUGCAGAAUUAAUGUUUGAGUUUUUGGGCUUGGAUUCACAAGCUUGUCGCCGACGCUUUAUUUGUGAAAUGGAGUUCCGUUCCCGUUUGAAUCCACUCAGCAACAUGGCUUUCCGUAUUGUAGGUCGUGGAUUUUUCGAAAAAUAUCUGAACGCAAGAAAUGAAAAUGACCAAGCGCAUUCGUUUACGGAAUGUGCAGCAGUUAAUCCCGAGUGCGUAUUUAUCGAGCAAAACGUGGACGAAGAUAUUACAUCCGCAGGUCAAAAUGGGUUGAAACUACAGAGUGCGGCUGUUGAAGCAGCUAAUAAAAUUGAUGGUAGUUCAGUGGAAAGCGAGAACGGAAUGAAUGAAGAAAGUCAAAAUGAAUCGAAUCUGCAAGCCGAACUUCGGCUUAAAAAAACAAUUUAAACACAUUCGUGAGCAGCAAAGGAUGGUCUCCUCUACGCACGAAAAGCUUUAGACAAAUUAACUUUAAUUAACUUUAAUAUUUAUUAAGUCUAAUAUAAGAAUUUUAUAAUUCUAUCCAUAACAUCUACAUAUGAUAUGAGGGUCAUCAAAUUAGGCCUUAGAUCAGGGCUGGCAGUGCAUCAUUCAUCAACAAGCUUUGUGAUGUUGUGGUUGUAAUAUAAUGGUCGUAGUCACAAAAAUAGUGAUAGGCUUAUACGUGGUUUGCAAACUUAAUGGUAAAAACCAUAUAUAUUUGCCAGAAAUUAUUGAAUUUUAACGUAAAGUUUGAAGGCGCUAAUAAUUGGACAUUAAUUAUCUCCCAGAAAUAGUCAGAAAUAGUCCGAAGUAGUCAGAUUUAGUCAGAAGAAUUUUUGCUGGCAAAAUCAUGAAAAGUGUCAAACUCAACUGAAUUCAAAUUAACGGAUAUUAAAGAAUACACGAAAAGUGAGAAUAAUCUAAGAACUAAAAAAAGUGAAGUGAAAAUGGAAGGAGGCA
This is a messenger RNA of Rhagoletis zephyria (snowberry fruit fly), 1377 nucleotides long. RefSeq lists its product as uncharacterized. The record is from RefSeq and is a predicted model, not a curated record. Lineage: Eukaryota; Metazoa; Arthropoda; Insecta; Diptera; Tephritidae.